AUGUUAAUAGCAUUUAUGGCAAAUCGGACGAAGUUAUUAAUCAUACUCGACAACUGUGCUUUUGACAUUCUUUUCAUCAGCGAAAGCAAGAUUGAUGGUACUGUCUCUUCUUGUUUAUUCGCUCACUCGCAAUAUCGAAAUAUUAGAAGAGAUAGAAGGAAAGGAGGAGGUACAUAAGAUCCAAUAUAACGGCUUAAUGACGGCCAAACCUCUGUGGAGCCACAAUAAGCGUUGAAUCCAUUUGUUUAGAUGUAAAAACAAGUGCAAAUAACUGGUUUCUGAUAUCGCUCUCCUAGUAAUUGCAAUUUUAUGGAUUUCAUUCCAGCCUGUUCGUCAGCAGCAGAGAGAAUGUACGCUAAAUGUAAAGAAAUAAUUUUUAUCGACGGGGAUUUUAACAUGAACAUGCUUGAAGUUCCACCGAUAACCCGAACGUCCCUAAUAAAGUCCUUUCUAACCUUAUUGAUCAAUUCUGCCUAACGAACGUUAUUCAGGAGGCUACGAGAACGACUAAUUAUUCGAGUACAUUACUAGAGAUCGUCUUAACAUCUCAUCCCGAGAGACUAUCGACAAGUGGAAUUCUGUACGUUGGGAUCAGUGGUCACGACCUAAUCUUUGUCGUGAGAAAACAAAAGCUACCCAAACUUAAAGCAAGAGCAACAGAGCUUAGAUUAGUGAAAAAUUUGGAUAUGAAUACUUUCCUCUGA
Porites lobata is the source of this 704-nucleotide messenger RNA. The record is from the annotation of a GenBank genome assembly. NCBI's taxonomy places the organism in Eukaryota, Metazoa, Cnidaria, Anthozoa, Scleractinia, Poritidae.